AUGUGCCUAUCCGCACAGCAUGCCCGAUACGAGACCUAUUCGGUAGAGAACCCUCAAGAUGGGCCUUACAAGGAUCAAGCUACUCACAUUCACGGUUGCUUGACAGACUUUCUCAAGCUUGAGCAAACAAACUGCGGCAGACCAGAGCUCGACAACGAUCACAACAUUAGGGGGAUAAACUACACGAUCCUCGGGAUAGCGGUGUUUUCCAUCGUCCUUCGAACUGUCACGAAAUCUUAUCGCUUUUCACAAUGGGGUGCUGACGAUUACCUCAUCAUCGCGGCGUCGCUCUUUACCGGAGUUCAAUGCAUUAUCAUGGGCCUGAUGACAUUUGCGGGCUUGGGCCGGAAUAUCUGGACACUUGACGACAGUACCAUUACCACGUUUCACAUAUAUCUCCUCGUCGUUCAAUAUGCCUACGUUCUAAGUCUCUGCCUCAUCAAACUCUCAAUACUCUAUUUCUUUCUCCGAACAUUCCCCGACCCAACUUUCAGAUUAAUCAUCAAGUGUACUAUUGCCUUCAACAUUGUCACGACAAUCAUCGUCACCAUAUGCGGCGCACUGCAGCGACAACCAAUUCACUUACUCUGGGAUGGAUGGAAAGAGUAUCCUCCUCGCGGGAUCACACUUAAUAUCCCAGCAAUCAUCUUUUUUCACGCUGGUGUUAACAUUGCUCUUGAUGUCUGGAUGUUUGCGCUACCGUUGACGCAGUUAUAUUCUUUGGGUCUUCAGCCGAAGAAGAAGGCUGGCGUUAUGGUAAUUUUCGGUGUUGGUAUUUUUCUCAUUGCAGCCAGCUGUAUCCGCAUCCCCUAUUUACUCGACUUCACAAGAACGUUGAACGCAUCAUCAACAGCCAACGCACAAGGAUUCGUCGUAUGGUCCAAUAUCGAAAGCGGCGUAGGCAUCUUGGUAGCCUGUAUGCCUCACAUGCAACCAAUCUUCCGCGCUAUCGCAGCACGAGCUAGAUCGUGGAAUAUUCUACCUAAAGGCUCAAGCAGCAGCACAGAGGGAAUAUUUGUGCAAAGAUCUCUGGCGACCAUUAAGAUGUCAAAGACUGAUGGGACUACUUUGGUGGAACCGGAUGACUUGGUUUUGCAUGAUAGAGGGGGUUUGUUGAGUGAACCUAGUCCAGCGAAGAAGGUUGAUAGUAAGUUCGGGAGUGUGAGUGAGACGGGGACAUCAGGGUGA
Molecule: messenger RNA, 1188 nt
Organism: Fusarium oxysporum Fo47
Lineage: Eukaryota; Fungi; Ascomycota; Sordariomycetes; Hypocreales; Nectriaceae
Exons: 7
Coding region: 1-1188 (395 amino acids)
Source: RefSeq, a predicted model, not a curated record